GGUCCUCUGGUAGAGAGAGUUUUGUUUCAAGAGCAUAUAGAACUCAGUUGCAGAAGGCCGAGGAGACUGAGCUGGCUAUUCUCGUCGUCCCCGACAUGGGAGAUUGGCGAUGUUAUGGUAUAAAAAGGGAGGCUAUUGGACAGCUUUAAACUGCAUAUUGAUAAGCAAAUUUACAGCAUCCCUAAAUAUGUGUAGUUUUAAACCAAAAAAAAAAUAUGUGUAGUUGGAAAUGGUGCAUGGAGAAUGAAAAUGGAUUUAUGGGACAUUUUCUGUUUCAUAAAUUUUUGUAGGUAGCCUGUAAAGUACUUUACUUUGAUCAUCUAUACUAACUUCUGUGCUUCCACCUUAGUUGAUCAUCUAUACAUGCAUGUUUAUUUUGACCUAUAAUGCUCAGCAUCGACGUAUAUCCAGCUUUCUUUGAUUAACCCAAAGAUCACAGAUAGCUUCAGAGAUUUUGGAAAAUGGUGUUUGUUUUUUUUUUCCCCCAUGUUUUAUCAUCAAGUUUCAAUUUUCAAUCAUGUUGCUAGUUCUGCUUAGGACUUUGUCUGCUUGUUCUGAGUUUUGACUUCUACCCCUAUGGCUAAUAUCAUAAAGGGUCUUAUUUUCUUUUACUAGUUUGUUUCAUCCACUCAUAAUUCAGUUGGACCAACAAAAAUUGGAAGAGGAAAAGCAGAACCAUGACUUUAAGGGACAGAUAUAAUUAUACUAAGGAUCAUUAUUACCCAACAAAAAAUAGCAUUAUGAUCUCUAACCAUGCGCACUUCAGCUCCAAGCUCUUGAUUAUCCUCUUGCCGACCCGCUUCUGCAUCAUCCUGUCUACCAGUAACGGCUAAAGGGACCUCACAUCAUUACCUUUGGUGCAUAAUCUCUGCCAUUAAAUCAAACCCUUCCCUUGAUUUCUUCAGACAUACAGUUCAGGUUUUCAGGUUCUAAUCAGACAUGUCUCCGGUCCCGUGUCUCUUCAUCAUCUCCAUGCUCAUCCAUCUGUCUGAAGGAACAAUGCAGUUGCCUUACAUGACAGAAGACGUGGAAGAAAUCUCUGGCAAGUCGUUUGAUUAUAUAGUGAUCGGGGGAGGAACCGCUGGAUGUCCCUUGGCCGCGACUCUGUCUGAAAAUUUCUCUGUUCUGGUCAUCGAACGUGGCGGUUCCCCAUUCGGUAAUCCAUUGGUAGAAGACAGGAAAUACUUUGGAUACUCAUUGUUGAAAACCGAUGAAUACUCGUCCGUCGCCCAAGAUUUCACCUCCAGAGAUGGAAUCACGAAUUACAGAGGACGUGUUCUUGGAGGAUCCUCUGCCAUCAAUGGCGGAUUCUACAGUAGAGCGAGCGAAGACUUUGUAAAGAAAGCUGGGUGGGACAAGGAUUUGGUUCAGGAAUCAUACCAAUGGGUCGAAUCCAAAGUUGUCUUCAUGCCGGAAUUGACUCAGUGGCAAUCCGUUGUUCAAUUCGGAUUUCUCGAAGCCGGGUUUUACCCGUACAAUGGGUAUAACUUGGAGCACAUGCAAGGAACGAAGAUCGGGGGAAGCAUAUACGAUCAGUGCGGCAAAAGACACACCUCAGCCGAUCUUUUGGCUGCAGGAAAGACUGGUAACAUCACAGUUCUUCUAAAUGCCACAAUGAAGAGCAUAAUCUUCGACGGUAAAGAAAAUGAGACCCGAGUAGCUGGAGUAAGGUUUAUAAAGAGUGAUGGAAGCUCGGACAAGACAUACAAGGCUUUCGUCGAGAAACACAAGGGCGAGGUUAUACUCUCGGCCGGGGCAUUAGGCAGUCCACAGAUUCUGCUCCUUAGCGGAAUUGGCCCCCAGAAACACCUGAAGAAUCUCGACAUCAGUGUGAAUGUAAACCUCAGCGAAGUUGGGAGGAAAAUGUCGGAUAAUCCAGCGAUUUCCCUCCUCGUCGAUAGAUUCCCGCAGAACAGAACCCUCGAGCCGCCUCAAGUAGCUGCAAUAGCAGAAGGGUUCAAGUUCAUCCUCGAAUCCGAGAUCCUCCCGACCAACUUAAGCACGGCGAGAAUCUCCAUAGCGGCAAAGGUCGCGUUUCCCAAAUCCAAAGGGAGACUCAAGCUGGAAAACACGGACCCGAGGAAGAACCCGUCAGUGAAAUUCAAUUACUUGGAGAGCAAGAAAGACAUGGACGCAUGCCUAGAGAUGGUGCUGCUUCUGCAACACGUGGCGAGGUCAGAAACCGUGACUUACUUCCUGGGGACAGUGUCGCAGGAGAAGGUGAUGACAGGGGAGGAUGAACUGAGAAGCUUCUGCAAAGAAAAUGUCAGAACUUAUUACCAUUACCAUGGCGGUUGCGUGGUGGGAUCGGUCGUGGACGAGGAUUAUAGGGUUUAUGGUGUGAAGAAUUUGAGGGUAAUCGAUGGAUCGACCUUUGAAGAAUCUCCAGGAACAAAUCCAAUGGCUACUGCUAUGAUGUUGGGGAGGUACCAAGGAAUCAAAAUUCUCAGACAAAGAAGACAAUGGAAAACAGAAGAACAACCUUAGACAUACAUACAUAUAUAUAUAUAUAUAUAUAUAUAUAUAUAUAUAUAUAUAAACUUUGUAAAAACGUUUCUCGAGUGGACCACAAA
Messenger RNA from Tarenaya hassleriana, 2573 nucleotides. Its product is annotated as protein HOTHEAD. The record is from RefSeq and is a predicted model, not a curated record. Bases 940 to 2487 code for a protein of 515 amino acids. NCBI's taxonomy places the organism in Eukaryota, Viridiplantae, Streptophyta, Magnoliopsida, Brassicales, Cleomaceae. Gene Ontology annotation, molecular function: oxidoreductase activity, acting on CH-OH group of donors; flavin adenine dinucleotide binding. The transcript is spliced from 3 exons.